Messenger RNA from Orbicella faveolata, 7097 nucleotides. RefSeq names its product xylosyltransferase 1-like. Gene Ontology annotation, biological process: heparan sulfate proteoglycan biosynthetic process; chondroitin sulfate proteoglycan biosynthetic process. Lineage: Eukaryota; Metazoa; Cnidaria; Anthozoa; Scleractinia; Merulinidae. The record is from RefSeq and is a predicted model, not a curated record. Gene Ontology annotation, molecular function: protein xylosyltransferase activity. Gene Ontology annotation, cellular component: membrane.
CAUGUACCAAGUAUUUAUAACGGCGGAUAUCGGAGAUGAAAAGUGCACUAUAUUUUAGUCUGAGUCGGAAUUCCGGACUUACGGUCACUUAGCGAUCUGCGUUCGGAAAAUAUCAGGAUAGCGUCACGUUCGAGUGAGACAAGCCAAAACAAACAGCUUUUAAAUUAUUAACACGUUUUAUUGGUUAUUAUGUAUAUGAAAUCUCUUUAAUUUAACUCAACCAAUUUCUCUUCCAUUUACAACGAGGUAGUUUGAAGCCUAGGGUGUUUGUGUGGGCCAGGAGAGAAGGUGACGGGGAGGAUGGGGGUUUUAGGGGGUGUUAUUGAACGAAUAGAAACACGUUUACUGACUUGGGAUUAAUUUUUGAGAAUCAGUUAUUGGAAGUUAGGCUGAUAUUUUGUUACUGGAUAGAUGAUAAAUGUUAAACGCCAAGACCCAAGAAAGAUCCAGACUUUCGUAAACAAGUGUCUCCGAAAAAUUCUACAAAUUUAUUGGCCAGAUACUCAAACGAAGACCUAUGGCGAACAACAGGGCAAGAGAAAAUGGAAUUGCAGAUCAAGAGAAAACGCUGGGGACCUGGGGUUGGUGGGUCUGCGCAAACCAAAUACCAACACCACCAAGCAGGCCUUGAGAUGGAAUCCACAGGGAAAGCGGAAGAGAGGGAGGCCAAGGAACAGCUGGCGACGGUCAAUCGGAGGUGGAGUCGAGAAAGGUAGGCUUCAACUGGCAAUAGUUGGAGAGACAGUCACAAGACAGAGAGCGAUAGAGAGACUUCCUUAAAGGUGGCUCGAUUGGACUUUUGUGUAACAAUACUACUCAACUUUGAGCGACUAAAGCACCACCAUUAUCAAUCCAACAGAAAAUCGAACGUUACUGGUGUGUUGGAGAAAGAUGAAAGUUUCAAAUGAGGUAAGUUUUACCAGGGUCUGAGUUACAAUAGCAAUUAACGUUAAACAUGAGACCGAGUAAUUUAUCAUCUAGUGAUAAUUUUGGAAAUAAGACGUAGGGAUCUAAGACAUGUAGUUGUUUAAACGAUGCAAAAUAUACAAAAAUGUAUAAGAGCGUUUUCGACUAAGAAAAAUGCGGGUAAAGUUUCACUACAGUUAGGCUCGAUUUCUGCCGCUCUCUCGUGUCCGGUCUACGUUCAGUUUCAAGGUAUAAAAAUACAACAAAAACAAAGCUGUUUUAAAAUGUUAUUGCAAACUAUGCCAAGACUUGACUAAAUGGUAUUUUAAGGUCUUAAAUGAAUCUUAUAACAUCUAAUUACCUCUAGAGAAAAUCUCAGAGAACUGAGAUUCAUUUGAUUUUCAGAAACAUUUUGCUUUUUAACAAAAAUUAGUCAAGUCUUGUGGGCAUAGUUAGUUUAGACAACUUUGUCAGGCCUUAGAUCCCGACGUUUUAUUUAUCAUGCACUUGAUGAUAAGUUAUUCGGUCUCAUGUAAACUGGGGCAUAACGUCAUAACAUUGCUAUGGUAACUCAGACCUUGGUAAAACUUAAAACUUUCAUCUUUCUCCAGCACACCAGCAACAUUCGAUUCUCUGUUGAAUUAAUAAUGGUGGUGCUCUAGUCGCUCAAAGUUGAACAGUAUCGUUACACAAAAAUCCGAUUGAACCACCUUAAGGACCUAUGCCCCCCACGAGGUGAAAGGGUUUAAGCCAGUAUAAGUCAGUAGAUAAAUCAUCACCAUGAUUAACUGUUACGUCAGGGCUGUUCAACACGAACCAUAGGCUCGAUUUCCACCGCUUUCUCGAGUCCGAUCUGCAGCGCGGGCUCUUUUCUCGAACAGCGGCUGGUAAUCGAGCCUGCAUGAACCACAACUAAAUAAUACUAAUCCUUGCAUCCAGGAGCCUGUAUGGUCGUCAAGUACUUGUGAGCCUUAAAAUCACUGUCGUUGUUAUUCCACCAUCUUGAACUUCAAACCGGAUUUUUUUCUCUUUUUUUGAAGGCAAAAUCUCUUCACUGUUUUCGAAGUAUCAGAUCCCAGGCGUUGCUUUUUCUCCAAACAAUAUAUCCUGUUUGCUUCGGGGCGCUCGCCGCGGCUCCCUUAUAAAGAACUUUGAAAGAAUGGAAAUAGUUUUAUAUCCCAUUAAGCCUUCCGGUGAUAAUUAAAAUCCUUCUUUAACUGCAGUAAAACUAAAAAAAAACAACCAACGCUAAGUGAAUAAUCCCAAGAUCUCCCUGAAACUCAACCCGCGGUGGCCCCUCUUCCACCUUAAGGUUAAAAUUAAAAUAGAAAUAGCCUGUCCCCUUCCAAACGAAGCCGGAUAAAAACUCUAUGAUACGCAAAUUAUUUCUAUCAGGAGUUACACUUUCUAGUUAAUAAGUUAAAUAACUAAUAUUCCUUCAGUGGCCUUAAUCUAUCAUGGAUGUAGUCGCGUUGAAAUUAUUGCAAUUAAAUAAACGGCUUUUAAAAUUUAGAUUCUCUCUGAUGAGUCUGUCCGUCUCACAAACAAACCCCUUGGGUGGUCGUGGUCGCUGGGAGCCGGUGUCAAGGAAAACCACAUCACAACAAACCAAUUUUAUUUUUCCAAUUGCCUCCCAAGUUUUGCAUAAACUAUUAUGAAAUGCUCUUAGGAGAUGUGCAUAUUCCCAAACGCAUUUCACAACAACAUUUUAUGCAAUAUGUGUGGGGCAAACAGAGUGAAUUAUGGACAAUUGGAAUACAGAGAAUAAGGAGUUCAUGGGAGUGCGGCUCUUUUGUGGAGUUUAGAUAAGUAAAAUACUUGAGAUAAUAAGGAUUAUAACGCACAAAAAUAGUGCUUGCGGCUAGGAAACAAUAAAUGAAUUUGAGACUGAACAAAUAAGAAGAUUACACAUAUUAAGGCAAGCACGUUUGCCGGUAUUUCGGUUUUAAACAAACCCUUUACAACGGAGGAUAGCUUGAAGGAGGGAAGCUUAAAACAAAUUAUGUCAAAGAGCCAUUAUUCAGUUAAGUACCUAGAAAAAGUGUCGUUUGAGGUUUGGGCUAAUUGGGAGGCCGUUAAAAAUCUGUGUAGUGCCGGGGAUGAUCGAAAAGGAUGGAGAGGUUAGGAUCAGUUUCUCUCCUGUUGAAACAAAAGUUUACUCCAAGCUAUGUUUAGGAGCGAGGACAAACAUAACGGAAAUUGUGACAACUAAGAUAAAUGUGAGCCAGACUUGUUAGUCCAUGGCGAGGAUUUGUUUGAUUUUAUUUGUUUGAUUGUACUUGCGUUUUUUUGUUGUUUUUUUUUUCUGAGUUUUAUUUCACACGAGGGAAAAUUUUACACAAAAGGCAUUUCUAUUCAAAACUCUUUCCAGUUUCUCCGUUUUCUAGUUUUCUGGCUAACUGAUGCACCCAGGGUGUAGACCCAAUAAUAAAGUACUAAUUGCUUAUAGCCCCUCUGUGUUCAUGUCAAUGACAAUAGACUUCCUAUGGCUUUAGCCCCGGGAAAACAUUUAAUAUUUCAGCCUUUCUCGUUCUUGAGUGAUUAACACUCAAACUAGACACGUUUCUUUCUCUGGCUAUCAUCACGGAUCUUCAGGAAACCUUUUUGGGAAGCAAUCUAUACGUUUAAUUCCCGCAAAUCUUCUAAAAAUAUGAAGAAUCAGAUUUCCAUUAUGUAAAGUUUCUUUUAUUAUCGAAGCAGUCACAUUAGUCUUUUAGCUUACUUUUGUCUAACUACGUCAUCAAUAAAACAAUGUUUUGAUUAUUCAGUUUUUUUCAAUUCUGCCUCUCUUAAGCAUGCCAUUUGAGAAAAACGAGCUGACCUUCAGUUCUUAUACUCCACCGUCUGUGCUUGCCAGUAAUUAGGUCUGUUGGCCUGCAGAGGAGACAUUUAAAUCUACUUAAUUGGAAUUUCCACGCACCACGACGCUGGUACUAAUACAAUUAAUUGGCGAACAAUUUUGCUUCGGUUAUUCUUCGCGCCCAAACUGUUGUGAAUACUCGGGUACUAUAGACAUUCCGGUUGCGGCCAUAUUUGUCUUCUCGUAGUUUGGAAGGUACUAACGUUCAAGAGCACAAUCUCUGACUACGCUUUAGUUUCUGCAGACGAAAAGAACGGCAUUACUUCUUUCGUGCCUACAACUGGCAUUGGUUCUCUCUGGAGUAAAAUCCAGGACUAUUCGGAUAUUCACAGAUCGCUGGUUUUUCAAGCUUAUCAACUGGAAUUAUUUCACAAUUUAUUGUCUGUUUAUUUUACUUUUUGCUUCAUUGCGAUCGAUCAGAUCCGACGUCACGCUUCGCUACGCGUUACGCUUUGUCACAUGUCACGCACUCAACUCGCUGACCAAUGAAAUUGCUCAUCGUUCCAGUCUUUUUUUCCGGCUGACGGCGGUAGCCUUGAACUGAACAAAAACGAGUAAUCGCUGGUUACGUGACACUUUCGGUCAUGAAGUUUAGAAUAGUUAGAUUUAUCGUGGGAAUUGUCGGUCUUAUAGUGAUUAUUCAAGUAUUAACGGCCAUUUAUUUCUCAUCUAAACACUGGCCGGAGGAUCAUCCUGUAAUUGGAAACCGUCAUGUUGGAAGGUCGGUUGGUAAAACGCACUCACACGUGGAGAAGGAACAGGUUAAUGUUCCAGAGCAAAAACUUCCUCAGUCGAAACAAGAAGGAAACAAAGAAAUGGAUGGUGAACUAGCAGUUUUAGAAAAACCAUUUAUUCCUCCAUGUACAGUAAAACACAAAGAUGCUCUUUCUGCUUUAAAGCGAGUGAAAUCUGACAGUUGUAAAAGACUUAUUUACAAGACAGCAUGUCUGUCUGAAGCCAAAAUGCUCUUCAAAACUGAUGUAAAAAGAUCUUGCCCUGUGCCUCGGGAUAAGGGAAGCCCUGCAAAGACUGUUGAUCCCACUCGCACAGCAUACGGGAGUCCCAUCAGGAUUGCAUACGUCCUCACACUUCAUGGACGAGCUUUUAGACAAGUGAAGAGAUUGUUCAAAGCUCUCUACCACAACAAUCACUACUUUUUCUUUCACAUUGACUCUAGGUCUGACUAUCUUCGAAGAGAAAUUCUAAAGAUGAUACGUAAUUUUCCAAAUGCUGCAGUAGCACCCUGGAGUUUGGCCACCAUUUGGGGAGGGGCGAGUCUGCUUAAAAUGUUACUCAAGUGUAUGGAGGACUUAAUGGCCAAGAAAGAUUGGAAAUGGGACUUUUUUAUAAACUUGAGUGAAUCUGACUAUCCAAUCAAGCAUAAUUCACAACUAGUGGAAUUUCUAAGAGCUAACAGAGAUUUUAAUUUCUUAAAACCCCAUGGAAGAGACCUUUGGAGGUUUAUUAAAAAGCAAGGUUUAGAUAGAACAUUUUUAGAGUGCGAUGAACACAUGUGGCGACUUGGGGACAGAAAAAUCCCCCCUGAUAUUGACAUCGAUGGAGGAAGUGACUGGAUUGGCUUGAACAGGAAGUUCUGUCACUAUUUAGUGACGUCAAAGGAUCCUCUAGUGACGACACUCAAACACAUGUACAGUUACUCCCUGUUACCAGCCGAGUCUUUCUUUCACACUGUACUAAGGAAUGGUCCUUACUGUGAGACCUUCAUCCGCACGAAUUUUCGCCUCACCAACUGGAAGCGAAAGCUGGGCUGUCGCUGUCAGUACAAACACAUUGUAGAUUGGUGUGGGUGCUCGCCAAAUGACUUCAAACCUGAGGAUAUGCCUCGACUAAAGAGCCAGGGAGGAAACUACUUUGCGCGAAAGUUCGAGGCGAUCGUCAACCAAGAGGUUAUCAACCAGUUAGAUGCCUGGCUGUAUGACCCGUACCCCCCGGACACGCCUGGACUUAACUACUACUGGGAAAAUAUUUACCACUACGAAGACUCAGUCACAAAAGCCAGUGACGUGUUUAGGACAUUUUUCCAAUCUUUCGUUAGAUUGGGAGCGAAAAGCUUGAAAACUUCUCCCGCACAAGAUGGCGAAAGCCACAGUUGUCGCGAUGGAAUCGUUGGAAACAUCAAAGAAGUCACAGUUCUUAGUCAACAUGAUCAGUUUGGUGGGUUGUUAGCUUUAUAUGACGUUGAAUACACAACAAGCAGUGGCGGCAAACAGAAUGUCACGUUGGAGUCGUGGUUGGCUCCAUUGAGCCACGAGGAGCUGUUAAAUUUGAACAUGAGCAACGGGCCACAGCGACUUGUUGGAUUAGAGGUAGGAACUAUUUGGGACCAAAAGGAAAGGGUCUUCCGUAACUUGGCGCACCUGAUGGGUCCCAUGGAUGACCCUGUGUUGGUCCAUCGCUGGGUUCACGGCAAGCCAUUUGAUGUCAAACUCAUGUGGGUGGACCCAAUCAAUGUGGUGACGGGAAUUUAUGAAAUGCACGUGGUCGAAAAUUGGGUGGUGUCUUUUCAUAAGCCCACUUUCAAGAAACCCAUGCGGCCUGGAAAAUGGACCAUAAAAAUGAUCUUCUCUCACAAAGGCGAAGAUAUGGUGAUAGGACAGACAAACUUCCUGGUCAUACCACUAGCGUUCUCAAAAGGCCAGCCCAUUAGCGCGCAGGAUGCUGUCGCAGCUAACAGUGGUCCCCCUGGGGGAAUUUACAACACAAAUGAUUUCCUUAUUGAGUUUGAUCGCGAAGCUAACAACACCGAGGCGCUUGCUAAGCAGGCCGCGGAAAAUUCCAGGAAGGCUGGGUCCGAGCUUGAUGCCUGGGUAGAUGGUGUUGCUGAAUAUUUUUGGACUGUAGAGGCGUCUUGUACAAUUCGUGGCAAAAUUCCAGGCUGUGAAGACAUUUCUCCUUGUGAAUCGACAUUAUGGAGCUCAAGGUCGCCAGACCCCAAAUCGGAAUUAGGCAAGGUUAAACCUGAUGGUAGAUUACGAUAGUGAAGUAAUUUGUUUUUCCAUUUAGGUAAUUUUAGAUUUUUAAAUUACGGUUGGACAUGUUCACCAGACCCGGUUGUGUAUUUAUUGUAUGGUCUGCUUUGGAACUAAAAAUAAAAUAACUUAUGUACAUUUUGGUUUUACUUCAGUUCUCCCCCAAAUUUCAAAGCUUAGUGACUUAAGCUGGCGUUUGUCUUAGGUUGUAGUGCAUGUUUCGUAAUCUAUUUGUUAAGUCUAGCACAUUUUUUGAAUACAAGUAUCUACUAAGGCAGCGUCCACACUAAGCCGCUUUAUUUCUACGGUUUAGCCUACCGUUCACACUAAUCCGUCACGAA